GGAGGGGGAGGGGUGUCCCGUCGGCAGGCACACAGACAGCAGGCAGCAGCUGCAGCGAGAGGAGCAGGUACCCUUUCCUCUGCAUUAAAACAUUCAUAUUAUUACAUUAGAUUUUUUUUUAGCUCCGAAACAGACAGGACAGCAACACACACGCUCCUUAAAAAUGGUAGACCGCGAGCAACUGGUGCAGAAAGCCAGGCUGGCCGAGCAGGCGGAGAGGUACGAUGAUAUGGCAGCUGCCAUGAAAUCGGUGACAGAGCUGAAUGAAGCACUAUCCAACGAGGAGAGGAACCUGCUCUCCGUGGCCUAUAAGAAUGUGGUCGGAGCGAGGCGUUCAUCCUGGCGCGUCAUCUCCAGCAUCGAGCAGAAGACAACGGCUGACGGCAACGAGAAGAAGAUCGAGAUGGUUCGGGCCUAUCGGGAAAAGAUCGAGAAGGAGCUGGAGGCCGUGUGCCAGGACGUGCUCAACCUCCUCGACAACUUCCUGAUCAAGAACUGCAACGAGACGCAGCACGAGAGCAAGGUGUUCUACCUGAAGAUGAAGGGCGACUACUACCGCUACCUGGCCGAGGUGGCCACGGGGGAGAAGAGAGCCGCAGUGGUGGAGUCCUCCGAGAAGUCCUACAGCGAGGCCCACGAGAUCAGCAAGGAGCACAUGCAGCCCACCCAUCCCAUCCGCCUGGGCCUCGCCCUCAACUACUCCGUCUUCUACUACGAGAUCCAGAACGCCCCAGAGCAGGCGUGCCACCUGGCCAAGACCGCCUUCGACGACGCCAUUGCCGAGCUGGACACCCUCAAUGAGGACUCCUACAAAGACUCCACUCUCAUCAUGCAGCUGCUACGAGACAACUUGACGCUGUGGACGAGCGACCAGCAGGACGACGAGGGAGGAGAGGGCAACAACUAAAGAGUCCCAAACCUCAUUCUGCCAAAACAACACAACACGCGCGCUCACAAAUGAUGACAAAAAAAAUAAUAAUUAUAGUUAAAAGUUCUUAGAAAUUACAAAAAAAAGGGAGGGGGAGGGGAGGGGGGACAGUGGUGGAACAUCGGCCGCCAAUUUAGCCGAUGGUACUAACUUCGGCUGCUGUUCUUUAUUUUUCAACAUAUUAAAAGUGAAGACAAAGUUGGAGGAGGGAAGACAAUUUCAGUUUGAGAAAUAAUCUAGGAUUUGAAAAAUUAAUUAAAGCGUGAAAACCCCUCCUUGGUGUAGCCUCUGCAGCAUUUGCCAAAAUACAAGUUUAGAAGCAAAGAGGUGUGUCGUUCAUUGCAGUGUGACGAUUGGGUAAUGAUGCCUUCACACUGGCAGAGACUGGUGUCAUCGCGCAAAUGAAGCUGAGCUGUCUUAUUGUAUUUGGUGAGGGGAGGAGCACUCGGAAUUGAUGCUUGAGCAGCGAGAAAAUGUAAGAGUCACCUUGAAUGUCAUGGCCUUGUUUAGAGAGAGAGAGAGAGAGAGAGGGAAGGACAAAGCGAGCGAUGAAGAUAGAGCAGAAAAAGGUUGCAGAUGAGCUUUUCAGGCUGUCGAAGUCAUCGUGUUAUUCCGAAACAUAGCGACACCUUUAGUUUGCAACACACUGUGUGAUGGCUGAGAGAAAAGCAGGUUGUCUCCGUUAAUGAAGAUAACAUCAAAUAAACUGUUUCUGUUCGCUUUGUGUCCGGUGUCAGUCACACAGUCAUACUGUAACGAAAAAUACAAAACUCAUAAAGUAAACUUAGUGCAGCUUGUCCCUCUCGUGCUCAUGUGCUUUAUUAAUGAACAAAUUAACUGUUUUUGGACACCUAAUCCUUAUUGUCAGUUUUGUCGUUACUAUAACAACUUCUAUUGGCUCCUUUGUAGGAUUUGAUUGGCAGACACAAAGACUUUAAAAAAAAUAAAAAUACUUGCGAUAAAUUUGACACAAAUCAACAACCCUUCACAAAUCCACCCUUAUUCUGCAGCGAUGCUAUCCUCAUAACAACCAGUAGGAUGUGUGAAAACGGCACCUGGAUCCACAGACUCGAUUAGUGAUGUCAGCGUAUCAUUUGUGGGACAGAGCACAUGCAAAGCGGGAGCUCUAGACGUAGAUUUGAGGUUUGUGGACUUCCUUUGUCUUCAGUUUCUUCUGGGUCAAGAAAAUGCACUUGCCUAUUAUACUGUUUCUUCAGUGUGAAGAUGAUAACUGCUCCAAUAUUCUCCAUAAUACAAUAUUGUGCAUGCUGGUGAUGUAUUUAUACAGUAGCUUCAAUUGAUUAACUUAUACUGUAGAUGUUAUGUAUUCAUAUGAACAUGGAAUUACUAGAACCUUAACUGGAUUCUUUUCUAUUUAUUUCUUUUUAUUGCGAUUGUUAGCUAGACCUUCUUUUAAUCUGUGUUUUCUUUACUCCAUUUGCUGAAGUACGCUAUACCAAAACAGUGAUUGUUAACAAUAAAUUGAUCUGUUACGGA
Molecule: messenger RNA, 2425 nt
Organism: Labrus mixtus (cuckoo wrasse)
Lineage: Eukaryota; Metazoa; Chordata; Actinopteri; Labriformes; Labridae
Gene: ywhag1
Product: 3-monooxygenase/tryptophan 5-monooxygenase activation protein, gamma polypeptide 1
Exons: 2
Coding region: 164-907 (247 amino acids)
Biological process (GO): signal transduction
Cellular component (GO): cytoplasm
Molecular function (GO): protein kinase C binding
Source: RefSeq, a predicted model, not a curated record